Messenger RNA from Salvelinus fontinalis (brook trout), 9932 nucleotides. Its product is annotated as solute carrier family 12 member 7-like. Gene Ontology annotation, molecular function: potassium:chloride symporter activity. The record is from RefSeq and is a predicted model, not a curated record. Bases 199 to 3573 code for a protein of 1124 amino acids. NCBI's taxonomy places the organism in Eukaryota, Metazoa, Chordata, Actinopteri, Salmoniformes, Salmonidae. Gene Ontology annotation, biological process: potassium ion import across plasma membrane; chloride transmembrane transport; chloride ion homeostasis. Gene Ontology annotation, cellular component: membrane. The transcript is spliced from 26 exons.
AGAGGACUUUUUCCUGAGGGAGGAGUUGCAGAAACAUUCCUUAUUUGGAGAAGGCCUGGUCACAUGGGGGCAGAAUCUGAGCGAUAGAGAUGAGAGAGACGGAACAGGAGAGUACACAUCGAACUGUGCCGUGAGAUGUUGAGCGGGAAUAGAGACGUUGACUUUCUCAGGCUAGAGUCAAUGCAGUGAGGGGAUAAAAUGCCCACCAACUUCACUGUGGUCCCUGUGGAGGAUGGCGGGGCCGGGAAGUCAAGUCUCGAACGUGUGUUUAGGGAGGAAGAUAUUAUUCCACGACGACCCUACUCAGGAGAUAACACUCCCAGAGAGAGCAGCCCUUUCAUCAACAACACUGACCAUGACCGAGGAAACUACUACGAUGGCAAGAACAUGGCUCUCUUUGAGGAAGAGAUUGAGAGCAACCCCAUGGUGUCCUCUCUCCUCAACAAGCUGGCCAACUACACCAACCUCACCCAAGGUGUCACUGAGCACGAGGAGUACGAGAAUGAGGAGGGGGUCACAAAGAUUACAGUCAAGAGUUCUCAGAUGGGCACCUUCAUCGGUGUGUACCUGCCCUGCAUGCAGAACAUCCUGGGAGUCAUCCUCUUCCUGCGUCUCACCUGGAUCGUUGGCACCGCUGGCAUCAUGGAGUCCUUCGCUAUUGUCGUCAUGUGCUGCACCUGUACCAUGCUGACAGCGAUAUCAAUGAGCGCUAUUGCAACAAAUGGUGUAGUGCCAGCUGGAGGCUCCUACUACAUGAUCUCCAGGUCUUUGGGUCCAGAGUUUGGUGGGGCUGUGGGCUUGUGCUUCUACCUGGGCACCACGUUCGCUGGGUCCAUGUACAUUCUGGGUACCAUUGAAAUCCUACUGACGUACAUCGUGCCGAACACUGCAGUAUUUGUGGCGGAGAAGAAGGAGGACGAGACAGAGGCCAUGCUGAAUAACAUGCGUGUGUAUGGGACCUGCUGUCUGGCACUUAUGGCUCUAGUGGUGUUUGUGGGGGUCAAAUAUGUCAACAAGCUGGCCCUGGUCUUCCUGGCCUGUGUGGUGCUCUCCAUCAUGGCCAUCUAUGCUGGAGUCAUCAAGACCGUCAUAGAACCACCCGACUAUCCAAUCUGUCUCCUGGGGAACCGUUCCUUGCAGAACCACAACUUUGAGAAGUGUAUGAAGACGGAGGUGAUCAAGAACGUGACAUACACCACCGAGCUGUGGAAGCUGUUCUGUGGCAGCCCCCACCUCAACGCUACCUGUGAUGAAUAUUUUACCCUGAACAACGUGACUGAGAUCCAGGGCAUCCCAGGCCUGCUCAGCGGGGUCAUCAAAGACAACAUGUGGGGUGACUACGGGCCCAGUGGGAUGUUGGUAGAGAAGAAGAAUCAGUCGUCUGUCCCAGUCCAGGAUAACUCCAGAGAUAUCUACAAGCCUUACAUCUUCAACGACAUCUCCACCUUCUUCACUCUGCUGGUGGGAAUCUACUUCCCCUCUGUCACAGGAAUCAUGGCGGGCUCCAACAGAUCUGGAGACCUGCGAGAUGCCCAGAGAUCGAUUCCCAUCGGCACCAUCCUGGCCAUAGCAACCACUUCUUUUAUUUACAUGACCUGUGUGGUCCUAUUUGGUGCCUGUAUCGAGGGUGUCGUUUUGAGAGACAAAUUUGGGGACUCGGUUAAGAAGAACUUGGUGAUUGGAACUCUGGCAUGGCCUUCUCCGUGGGUGAUCGUGAUUGGCUCCUUCUUCUCCUGCUGUGGGGCAGGGCUGCAGAGCCUCACCGGCGCCCCUCGCCUGUUGCAAGCCAUAGCACGCGAUGGGAUCGUCCCCUUUCUGCAGGUGUUUGGUCAUGGUAAAGCCAAUGGGGAACCUACCUGGGCCCUCUUGAUGACUGUUGGUAUCUGUGAGAUUGGAAUCCUCAUUGCAUCACUGGAUGCUGUUGCCCCCAUUCUCUCAAUGUUUUUCCUGAUGUGCUACCUGUUUGUCAACCUAGCCUGUGCCGUCCAGACACUGCUACGCACUCCCAACUGGAGGCCCAGGUUUAAGUUUUACCACUGGACUCUGUCAUUCCUGGGGAUGAGUCUCUGUCUCUCCCUCAUGUUCAUCUCCUCCUGGUACUAUGCCCUGGUAGCCAUGUCCAUCGCAGGAUGCAUCUAUAAGUACAUUGAGUACAGAGGGGCAGAGAAGGAGUGGGGAGACGGGAUCAGAGGUCUGUCCCUGAACGCUGCUCGCUACGCUCUGAUCCGCCUGGAGGAAGUGCCAACACACACUAAGAACUGGAGGCCUCAGCUACUGGUGCUACUGAAGCUGGAUUCAGACCUGGGGGUGAAACACCCUCGUCUGCUGUCCUUCACCACCCAGCUGAAGGCAGGGAAAGGCCUGACCAUCGUCAGCUCUGUGCUGGAGGGCACCUACAUGACCCUGGGGGCCGAGACCAAGAGCGCAGAGCAGAACGUUAAGUCGGCCAUGCACGUGGAGCGUACCAAAGGUUUCUGCCACGUGGUGGUGUCCUCUAACCUGCGGGAUGGUUUCUCCCACCUGAUCCAGUCGGCAGGGCUGGGGGGCAUGAAACACAACGCCGUUCUCAUGGCCUGGCCUGGGGGCUGGAAACAGGCUGAGGACUCCUACGCCUGGAAGAACUUCAUUGAGACGGUGAGAGAGACUACGUCAGCCCAUCAGGCCCUGCUGGUUGCUAAGAACAUUGACAAGUUCCCCUGCAACCAGGACCGUCUGGGGGAGGGCACCAUAGACGUGUGGUGGAUUGUUCAUGAUGGAGGUCUUCUCAUGCUGCUGCCUUUCUUACUGCGCCAACACAAGGUGUGGAGAAAGUGUAAGAUGCGUAUCUUCACAGUGGCUCAGAUGGAUGACAACAGUAUUCAGAUGAAGAAGGACCUGCAGAUGUUCCUGUAUCACCUCCGUCUCAACGCUGUAGUGGAGGUGGUGGAGAUGCACGAUAGUGACAUUGCAGCCUUCACCUAUGAGAAGACCCUGGUGAUGGAGCAGCGCUCUCAGAUGCUGAAACAGAUGCAGCUGUCCAGAACCGAGCGAGAGAGAGAGAUUCAGAGCAUCACAGACGAGUCACGUAACUCCAUCGAGAAGAAGAAGUCAUCCAUGGUGGAGACACUACAGGUCCCAAGUCUGUCCAUAUCCAUGGACAUACGGGAGGAUGAGGAGUCUCAGCUCAUCACUAAACUGGGCACUAAGUCCCACGCCAACCUCAGUGACACAGCUACCGCCACGCCCGACCACCAUGUCCACAUGACCUGGACCAAAGACAAGCUGAUCGCCGAGAGGAACCGUAAACGCGGUGAGCCGAACGUGGGCGUGAAGGACCUCUUCAAUAUGAAACCAGAGUGGGAGAGUCUGAACCAGUCUAACGUGAGGAGGAUGCACACCGCUGUCAAGUUGAAUGAGGUUGUGGUCAACAAAUCCCAGGGAGCUCAGCUGGUGCUGCUGAACAUGCCUGGACCGCCCAAAAACAAGGGUGGUGACGAAAAUUACAUGGAGUUUCUGGAGGUUCUUAUGGAUGGACUGGACCGUGUGCUGCUGGUACGUGGCGGAGGCAGGGAGGUGAUAACAAUCUAUUCCUAGCGCCAACAGACACGGGCGGGUAUGGUGCAGCCUCAGAGAAUCCGGCGAGGUCAUCCGGACAAAUGGCUGGGCCUCAGCCUCCACCACAGUGCCAGGAGAGGAGUGGGUCGCCUCUAUACUGUAAUAUGGGAGGACAGUAGGGGGCUGCCUCCACACGCGGAGCAGACUAAACACACACUGCUGCUGACUGGAGGACAACAGUGGGCACUCUAGAUAAUCUUUCCAUUUCUUAUUGUCUUCCGUUCAGGUUUUCCAUGUCAGUCGUUAGGAAUAGGAAUUCUUUCAGUAGAACAAAGUGCAUAAGUAAUGAUAUUAGGAUGGAUAGAGAUGUCCUCGGAUGACAUGGCUCAGGACUCUUAAUGUAGUAUGGUCUAGCCUAGCUGACAUAGGAUGUAGCUUGUAAGUCCAGAUAGUAGACGGGUGUUUAAAUUCCAGGUUAGGCAGCCUACUGUGGUUGUGCUCUUGAGUGAGCCACUUGCCCUGUAGUGCACUACUUUUGACGAGAGCUCUUAUGAGCCCUGGUCAAAUGUAAUGCACUAUAUCGGGAGUAGGGUGCCAUUUGGCAGAACUGGCCUUAGGCAUAAGCGGUCGCGUAGUGCCCCACAGCCUCUUGUGAACAAAAAGGGAACUUAGUCGGGUCUCAACUUUCUGUUAUACACAAGGUGAAAUUUAAAAAUUUGGUUGUGCUUCAUUAUUUCAGUCAUAGACCGUCACUCGGUAAACAAUGUCAGCCAAAAGAAAUGUUACUUAUUUUUGUCAAUAUAUAUUUUCUUUUACGGGGUAGAUCAGCUUUAAUAUUGCAGAUAGAUUGUGGCUUCCAAACUCCCAUAUAUUUUUAUAUAUAUUAUACAGUACCAGUCAAAAGUUUGGACACGCCUACUCAUUCCAGGGUUUUUCUUUAUACACUGCUCAAAAAAAUAAAGGGAACACUUAAACAACACAAUGUAACUCCAAGUCAAUCACACUUCUGUGAAAUCAAACUGUCCACUUAGGAAGCAACACUGAUUGACAAUAAAUGUCACAUGCUGUUGUGCAAAUGGAAUAGACAAAAGGUGGAAAUUAUAGGCAAUUAGCAAGACACCCCCAAUAAAAGAGUGGUUCUGCAGGUGGUGACCACAGACCACUGCUCAGUUCCUAUGCUUCCUGGCUGAUGUUUUGGUCACUUUUGAAUGCUGGCGGUGCUUUCACUCUAGUGGUAGCAUGAGACGGAGUCUACAACCCACACAAGUGGCUCAGGUAGUGCAGCUCAUCCAGGAUGGCACAUCAAUGCGGGCUGUGGCAAAAAGGUUGGCUGUGUCUGUCAGCGUAGUGUCCAGAGCAUGGAGGAGCUACCAGGAGACAGGCCAGUACAUCAGGAGACGUGGAGGGGGCCGUAGGAGGGCAACAACCCAGCAGCAGGACCGCUACCUCCGCCUUUGUGCAAGGAUGUGCACUGCCAGAGCCCUGCAAAAUGACCUCCAGCAGGCCACAAAUGUGCCUUGCCUUCAGGUAACCUUCCACAAGCUUCCCACAUUAGGUUGGGUGAGUUUUGGCCCAUUCCUCCUGACAGCUGGUGUAACUGAGUCAGGUUUGUAGGCCUCCUUGCUCGCACACGCUUUUUCAGUUCUGCCCACACAUUUUCUAUAGGAUUGAGGUCAGGGCUUUGUGGUGGCCAAUCCAAUAACGUUGUUGUCCUUGAGCCAUUUUGCCACAACUUUGGAAGUAUGCUUGGGGUCAUUGUCCAUUUGGAAGACCCAUUUGCGACCAAGCUUCAACUUCCUGACUGAUGUCUUGAGAUGUUGCUUCAAUAUAUCCACAUACAUUUUCCUACCUCAUGCUGCCAUCUAUUUUGUGAAGUGCACCAGUCCCUCCUGCAGCAAAGCACCCCCACAACAUGAUGCUGCCACCUGUGUGCUUCAUGGUUGGGAUGGUGUUCUUUGACUUGCAAGCCUCCCCCUUUUUCCUCCAAAUAUAACAAUGGUCAUUAUGGCCAAACUGUUCUAUUUUUGUUUCAUCAGCGCAGAGGACAUUUCUCCAAGAAGUACCAUCUUUGUCCGCAUGUGCAGUUGCAAACUGUAGUCUGGUUCUUUUAUGGCGGUUUUGGAGCAGUGGCUUCUUUCUUGCUGAGCGGCCUUUCAGAUUAUGUCGAUAUAGGACUCGUUUUACUGUGGAUAUAGAUACUUUUGUACCGGUUUCCUCCAGCAUCUUCACAAGGUCCUUUGCUGUUGUUCUGGGAUUGAUUUGCACUUUUCGCACCAAAGUACGUUCAUCUCUAGGAGACAGAACGCGUCUCCUUCCUGAGUGGUAUGAUGGCUGCGUGGUCCCAUGGUGUUUAUACUUGCGCAUUAUUGUUUGUACAGAUGAGCGUGGUACCUUCAGGCGUUUGGAAAAUGUUCCCAAGGAUGAACCAGACUUAUGGAGGUCUACAAUUUAUUUUCUGAGGUCUUGGCUGAUUUCUUUAGAUUUUUCCAUGAUGUCAAGCAAAGAGACACUGAGUUUGAAGGUAAGCCUUGAAAUACAUCCACAGGUACACCUCCAAUUAACUCAAAUUAUGUCAAUUAGCAUAUCAGAAGCUUCUAAAGCCAUGACAUAAUUUUCUGGAAUUUUCCAAGCUGUUUAAAGGCACAGUAUACUUAGUGUAUGUAAACUUCUGACCCACUGGAAUUGUGAUACAGUGAAUUUUAAGUGUUAUUAUCUGUCUGUAAACAAUUGUUAGAAAAAUUACUCGUGUCAUGCACCAAUUAGAUGUCCUAACCGACUUGCCAAAACUAUUGUUUGUUAACAAGAAAUUUCUGGGAUGGUUGAAAAACGAGUUUUAAUGACUCCAACCUAAGUGUAUGUAAACUUCUGACUUCAACUAUAUGUAUGUAUGUAAUUUUUUUAAAUUUUUAUUCAGCUAACCUCAAUCCCUCACAUCUAUCUCUGAAGACCAUCCAGUUUGAUUUCUAUUUGCCAUAUAUUUUUAACUGUGCUGUUUCACAAAGGUUAUGAACCUAUGUACAUUUUGCGGACACAGUAUAUUUUACAUGAGUUAUCUUGUUAUUUUUAGACCCACCCUUCAGCUCCACUCAACCCUUUCCAUAUAUCUCUGAACACCAUCCAGUUUCUAUUUGCCAUAUAUUUUCAGCUGUGAUGUUUCACAAAAGUUCUGAAAUGUUCUAUUAUUAUAGUUUCUACAAAUUGUAAAUUAAAGAUAGACAUUUUUGCUAAGUAUUAUUGAUCGAUUGGCUAUGACUUUUCAAAUUAGCUAGCAGUGCUAUUUGUAGUUAGCUCCAGGUAAAUGUUGCAAUUCAAGAGCCAUCCCUGAACCUGCGACCAAAAACAAGAUACAUAUUGACAGCACCAAAACAAAUGAUCUAAUGAUUCUCUUUGCAGCAAAAUGUGCAGACCUGGGACGGUUGUAUCCCCCCCAUAUAUAUAACGUUCUAUUGGUUGCAAGAUUUUUGUAUAAUCAUUUUAAUUGAAAAAAUGUUGAAUCCGGAAUUGUUUUGUGUAUCAGUUCAUAAACCAUGUGCCAUGAAAUUGGUACAUCAAAAAUAUCUUCCCGACUACUUUGCAGUCUGUAUGGCACAGCUGUCAAUUUUUGGGAUCUUAAAUGAAACUGGUAUACUUUUUUAUUUAUUACAAUUUUCUUUAACCAAUUUUGAUCUUUAAUGAAGUUCCUUACUUUCUCCCCUUUCCACAUGCCUCUUCCAUUUUUGCGGUAAUGCUGCAAUUAGUUGGUUGUACAGCAGACAUUUCCAUAUAUUUUUGUUAGCUGCAUGUGUGACUCCACCAGUCCUAUUUAUGAUAUCAUUUUUUGUUUUUUUAUCAAUCAGUAUAUUUGAGUUUAACCAUAAUAUUUGUUGUCAUAUUUGUUCUGUCUUUUCUAGUGGAUUAAACUGAAAUUGCAACCAACCUUCUAUGGCUCGUUUUAAAAAAUAUUGAUUUCUUUUCUCUUUGGAGAUGAUUCUAUUUUCAAAUAACCGAAAGUUAGAGGUUGUAAUCUGAAUAAAGGGGAAAAGGCUAUUGAACAUGGGGUGAGACAUUCUUACGAAUCUGCUUGAGAACCAGUUUUAAGUAUAACUUUUGUAUGACUGAAGCCUUUAGUGAGGUCUAAUGCUUUAAUAUUUAAUAAUUUCUGCCCUCCAAAUUCAUAUGCAUUAUAUAAAUAGGCCUGUUUAAUUUAUCAGGCUUCCCAUUCCAAAUCAAAUGUAAUAUUUUUUGCUCAUAUAAUUUAAAAAACAAGUCGCAAGUGUAGGAAAGGCCAAACUGGGAUAUGACUAAAGAGUUAAUCAGGGUGAUUUUUGCACAAAGACAGGUACCUUUCCAUGGUAGCAAGAUCUUAUCUAUUUUUGCUAACUUUCUAUAAAAAUUUAUUGUAGUGAGAAUUUCUUUAUUUUGGGGAUAUGAGUAUUGAGUAUGUCCACUUCACCGUCAGACCAUUUUAUGGGUAAACUACACGGUAAUGUACACAGUAAAAGUUUUAUUUUCUCUACGCCCCAUGGCAAGAUGUGUAGAAUUGUAUGAAAUUAACUUUAAAACUUACAUUUCUCUCCGCCUUCAAGAAUAGGUCCACUAAAAUGUUUUGCCUGGGAGGUGGGGGGGGGGGGGGUGGUAUCCAAAUAUCGCUUAGGGCCCCCAAAAGGCUAGGGCCAGCCCUGCCAUUUGGGACAGUCUAUCAUUUAGGUGUUCUACAGAGAAUGAAUGAUACGUACAGGGUGUACAGUAUAUCCCAGUAACAUAGUGUCCAUGUCACAUUUAUCAGCACAGAAUGAUUUUUAAGUUGGCUAGUGCACUAUAGGCCAACUGCUCAGUAUGUCAUUAUUGUUUAUUUUUUCAAGUCAGUAAAUCAGGUGAUGUCUACUUCUACUCUUAACAUAUCACAGUGUAAUAGGAAACAGUUGAAUACCUUAUUUCUGUGAUGCUGUGUAUUGUUUUAGAGUCCAACUGUACUUGUACAUUUCAAUAGAAAUGCAGCCAUUGUGUGUAUUGAGAUCCUUAAAGUUUCUGGUAUUGAUUUAUUUAAUGUUGUACUCUAUCUACACUCUAUAGAUUUUGGAUGUGAAUUCAUGUACUGUAUUUCCCGGGGUAUACUGUAAACUAUUCUUUUGUCCCUGAUGAGUAUUGCAGGUAAACACAGGACUAUGGGGUCGACAUUGUUGCAACUACAUGGUCGUACUCUCCCCUAGUGGUUAUGCCUUAUCUAAAUGUGUUAUUGUCACGUUCCUGACCUGUUUCUGUUAGUUUUUGUAUGUGUUAGUUGGUCAGGACGUGAGUUUGGGUGGGCAGUCUAUGUUUUCUGUUUCUACGUUUGUUUAAGGGUUGCCUGGUAUGGCUCUCAAUUAGAGGCAGGUGUUUGGCGUUUCCUCUAAUUGAGAGUCAUAUUAAGGUAGGUGUUUUCACACUGUUUGUUGUGGGUGGUUGUCUCCUGUGUAUGUCGUUGCGCCACAUGGGACUGUUUCGGUUUUGUUUGUUUGUUCGUUUUAUGUAGGCAGUUUUUGUUCAUGCGUUCUUCGUGUUUCAUGUGAGUUCGUCGUUCAGGUCUGUCUACAUCGUUUAUUUGUUUUGUAAUUUUCCAAGUGUUUUUCGUGUUCGUCUUCGUUGUUAAAUAAAUAAAUAAUGUCAUAUUCAAACGCUGCGUUUUGGUCAAAUCCCUGCUCCUCCUCUUCGGAUGAAGAGGAGGAAGAAAGCCGUUACAGUUAUGCUUGUUUGAAUCCAAUGUUGUGAGGUUACAGUGUGUUUGAGGGAGCCUGAAUGUGUCUGCGAUCUGCACCAUAUGCAAUUUAGCAAGACAUACUGUAUGUCUUUUACAAUAUGAGUUAGCUGAAAAUGGAAGAACUAUAAGAAUAUGACAUGGUGUCUAAAUCCAUCAUUUUAAGAUGGAUGGUAGAUGAAUGCAAAGAUUGUUUGGCACUAUAAAAAAAAAUGAUAAUAUACAUUUGUUUGUGACGGUAUUGCAUGUUGCUGGCCUAUUAUAUACUGUAAUCCACCUCAUGGAAAUAGUGGGAGAUGCAAACAUGUCAGCCGAUUCUGCUCGCAUGUGUACUAAUAUGAGCCCUAUAGAUUCAGAUGGUUUAUAACGUGCCAAAGAUGAUUUGAAUAUCAGAAUGACCGAGUUCAUGAAUUUCAAUGUAAAGUUAUCAGUAGCAUAUUUAAUUUGAUAGUAUAGCUGGAGUACAUAUCUCUUAGACUCAUUUUAGUUCUCUACAUCAACAAUCGUUAGCAUAGUAUUUACCGUUUCCUUUCAUGUUCUUAAAGUUAAAGUAGACUCACCCCCCCCGAGCUUUUUUGUUUAAAUGUGUUGAGAAAAUGGACUGUUCAAAAAGAUUUGACUGAUGGGAAUUUUUUAUUUUAAAUUUAUGAAAAUCCUGAAAGUAAAUAAAAUGUCUUUACCAUUU